This is a messenger RNA of Epinephelus lanceolatus (giant grouper), 1952 nucleotides long. NCBI's taxonomy places the organism in Eukaryota, Metazoa, Chordata, Actinopteri, Perciformes, Serranidae. The record is from RefSeq and is a predicted model, not a curated record.
CUGGUUCACUCGUCCCAGCUGGCUCUUAGCGGUCUCUGCUGUGCCGCUCAAGGAAACGAGAGAACCAUGAGCACUGUGGAGGAGGAACCGGAUCACAUGAUACCAUGAAGACAAGCCUGCAGGUCCUGCGCUGCCAGCUGCUGAGUGUUCUAGCAUUCCUAGCACUGCCAGUAGGACUGGUGUCAUCAGCACAGGAGCCGUAUCUCAGCCAGACAUCCCAGGACUCUGUCUCCAUGGCAGCCGCCCACAGCAGCCCCCUCUCUGCACCCAAACCUCCCCCACACGACUGGCAUCAGGAAGGCUCCAGCAGCGGAGAAUGGUCAUCCAAAGGAGGCACCCAGGCCUCAAGCAUCAUCCUCCCGACUGUCGCCCUCCACCCUCUGGCCUUGCUUCACACGACCCAAUCUUCCAGCCUGGCUUAUGACGACUCUCCAGUCCAUGGCGUGACCCCAAACACUGUGAGCAUUCAUGUGAAUCAGCCCCCGGAGCUGAGCUCUGAUAAUGUAAACCAAGGCCACAUGCACAAAUUGGUCAGGGUACCUCAAGUCUAUAACCCAGUUACUGUCAGCACUAACCAGGCCAGCAGCAGCAGCAGCCCUACAUCUCCCAGCACAGCGGUCCCAAAUAUAGAUGUGGAAUCUACUGCCAGAGGAGCUCCAAACCCCCCAGCUCCUCUGUCCAGCUCUGGAUCAAACAGAGGAGACACGCUUGCUGCACACCACAUAGAGCCUCAGAAGCUGAGUGUGGAGGAACGUGUCGACUCUGGCUCGAAGCAUGUUCCAGAUCAUGAGCGCCUCUCUUUUUCCUCUUCAUCGAUGAAUGCUGAUCCUGCAGCAGGCCUGAAACUCAGGGAGCAUGCUCGGGGCGCCCCAGAGCUGGCUGCACACCAUGCCAUCACCCUGAGGGAGGUGCACGGAGUGAGUGAGCCCCCCACUCAUGAACUGGUGCUAGAGCCGAAGGAAGGGUCUGUCACUCCAGUCCAGAGCCCGCCCGAGAAUCUAACUUCCGCCGCGUCCACUCCAGCGCUGUCCACUGUGCUCGGCCUCAACACACAGAAUCCUACAGUUAUCCCAGACAACUACACUGCAUCCAACAAGACCACCACUGAGGAAACUCUUGGUCAGGUGGUGCAAGGUAAUGGCACAGACAGUGCCCCUGUGGCACAAACGUUGGGGAAUGUGACUGCACUUGGAGGGAUGGUAUCUAACGGCAGCUCAGUCGAGGACACACCAGGUCAGGGGAACAUCUCAGAGCCCGCCUCCACAGCCAGCGGGAACUUCCUGAUCCGGCAGGUGCCUGCCACUACCCAGGACCCCUGGACGCCUGGCAACAGCUCAGGCCCCACCGUUGACUCCCCGUCGUCCCGCAUGACCAUCUGCUUGAGCAAGAUGGACAUUGUGUGGAUCGUGCUGGCCAUCAGUGUGCCUGUGUCGUCAUGCUCUGUGCUUUUGACUGUGUGCUGUAUGAAGAGGAAGAAGAAGUCGUCAAGUCAAGAGAACAACCUCAGCUACUGGAACAACGCCAUCACCAUGGACUACUUCAGCAGACACGCUGUGGAGCUGCCCAGAGAGAUACACACUCUGGAGAGUGAGGAUCAUGACACCUGUCUACCCCCUAAUGGAGACUACAGCGGCAGCAGCGUGGUCCUGGUUAACCCUUUCUGCCAGGAGACCCUCUUCAUCAACAGGGACAAAGCUUCUGCCAUCUAGAGACAGGAAAAAAAAGAGACACUGUCUGAUUCUCCUCUUCUACUCCCCCUGCUGUUGUUGUCUAUUUUAUAAAUGUGGUAAAUAUUCAGAGACUUUAUACUGUAUAUGACAAAAAACAACCUGAAAGAAGAGAUGAUGUAAACAGACACUAUUUACUAUGAGGAUGCACCUGCAUAUUUUUCUGAUGUACAUUUUCUACAAAAGGCUUAAUUGUGAUAAAAGGUUUUUAUUGUCUUUAUAAAA